Molecule: messenger RNA, 4221 nt
Organism: Recurvomyces mirabilis
Lineage: Eukaryota; Fungi; Ascomycota; Dothideomycetes; Mycosphaerellales; Teratosphaeriaceae
Exons: 1
Coding region: 1-4221 (1406 amino acids)
Biological process (GO): protein autophosphorylation; phosphorelay signal transduction system
Cellular component (GO): plasma membrane
Molecular function (GO): histidine phosphotransfer kinase activity; phosphorelay sensor kinase activity; protein binding
Source: RefSeq, a predicted model, not a curated record
AUGGAGGAUCCUGUAGGGAUGUCGAGGGGUAGGGUUUCAUUCGAAGAUUUCGCCACGGCAAAGAGGAUAGGUGAGAGAACACAAGAUGAGCUCGAAGCCGACGAUUACUUUUCUGCCGACGGGCGCAAUGGCAGUGUACAAAGUGGUAUAUCCCCUACCUGGGGUGGACUGUCUAUCAAGAUACCGCCAUCCCAGAUGAAGACGGAUAUGGCCUUCACUGCCUUGCAAUAUUUGCCCAUGCCAGUCUUAGUUCUGUCCAGCGCCAAGACUGUUGUCCUGGCUAAUGAGGCCAUGGGUCGCCUGUUCGGGGUUGAGAUCAAUGCGUUGAGCGAGGAGGCUGCGGACGAGGAGACUGAAGUGGAAAGCUUGGCGCGCACUGCUACUAUGGAAAUCAGGAGUGCGACAGACGUGCUAUACGGGACUACGUUGGCACAGCUCGGGGUGGAUAUGCUACAGAACGGUAAUGCUGUCUUUAUGGCAUGGGAGGAUACUCUCGAAUCCAUUGUCGACGAUGCCUCGAGGGCACAGACCAGUAGUACUCAACUCAACACCCAUCACAAGCGUAAAGGCAGGGACAGGGAGCCUCUCGAACGUAGACGACCCUCGUCGCGAGCCUCAUCCACACGUAUGAGUCAGUCUGGCGCGUCUCGGACUGAAGUACACGACGCCAUCAUCGACGUCGUCUUCUCUACUGAUCGCGAUCCCACCACUGGCUUGCCACAGACAAGCCGACACGAUGUUUCGUGUCACGUGCAGGCUACCAUGAUAGUGUCUGUGUGGGCGACCGAGGACGAGCAAUAUUUUACUCUUACAUUCACCGCUGCGCAUACGGAACAGCCACAGCUAAACGCACCCAGGACAACUUCUCGUACUGUCGCCAGAACGCCUACCUCGUUCACAGCACAAUCUAUCGCAUCAGGCUUGGAUUCAAACUCGAGCUCCGGCUCUUCUGGCCAACGGAAGUCGCAAAGCACAAGCACUACUCCCACUACACACUCAGCGCUCGCCAGUCCGCACUCGAAGCCGCUUCUGGAUUACCCGCCUCGAGGACCGCCUUCGAAGACCACCUCAGCGUCUGCUCCGUCAGUCUUCAGCAAGACCAACAGGCUGAAAGACGCCAUUCUCAACUCCAUGUCCAUACCAGCGUAUGCGCUAUGGAAAGACGAAAGCUUUGGUCUACCUAACAAAGCAGCCAUCAAGCUGAUAUACCCGUGGCUAGAAGAUGGCCAAUUUGACAGCAAUGAGCAAGCGCGCGACUUUCUGUCCAGAUACGUGCUUUACAAAGAGGACUUUUCGGAUGAGAUACCACUUGAGGACUUCCCUAUCAUGAAGCUUAUGCGAGAGCAGCAGAGCUUUGAGCAUUAUCGAGUUGGCAUGUACAGUGCUAAAGACGGCAGCCGUCUACUAUUCGAUGUCUCUGGGCAAGCCAUGCUAGAUGAGAAAGGCGAGUUUCUGGGUGGUCUGGUUCUUUUCCAUGAUGUCACGGAGUUCACAACGACCAUAAAACGACAGCAGAAAGUGAAUGAAGAACAGUUUGAGGAUAUUUGUAAUAUGAUACCUCAGAUGAUCUGGCGUACGGAUGAGGAAGGGAACCACGAUUAUUACAGCGACCGGUGGUACUCAUAUACUGGAUUGACAGAGGAGCAGAGCCAUGGCCUGGGUUGGCUGAAUGCUUUCCAUCCUGAUGAUCUGGAAGUGGCGAAGCCGCGGUGGGCGCAUAGUCUGGCUACUGGAGACGAGUAUCGGACUGAAUACCGCUGCAUGAGUGCGCAAGGAGAAUGGCGGUGGAUGUUGGGCCGUGCUGUCCCGAUGAGGGACGAGGAGGGCAAGAUCGUGAAGUGGUUCGGCACGUGCACCGAUAUUGACGAGCAAGUUAUCAUGCGCGAGCAAGCUCAUCAGAUGCGAGAGAGUCUGGAACGGGUUAUCGAGCACGCACGGAUCACACUAUGGGCUGUCAAUACCGAGACCAAGCUCACUUUGUAUGAAGGCCGGUCGAUGUACGAGCCUGCCGCUGGUGUGCCCAAGACGCAUUUCCACGGGAUGGAUCUAAAGGAUAUCUUCAUUGAGCAAGGGCGGCAGAAUGAAAUGGCACCGUACAUGGCUGCCAUUGACGACGUCAUGCAUGGUCGUGUCCCUGAUCGCACGAUCGAAGUUCCGAUUGCAUCGACCGAUACAUGGUUCAACACGCGGUUGUUCCCGCUAAUAAAGAAUGAGCGGAAAGGUGAUCUCCAAGGCGAGGCGUUCAUUGACGGCGUGGUCGGCGUCAGUCUGGACGUCACAGAUAUGAAGCAAGCUCACGAAGCACUCAAGGAGCGAGACCAGGAGAACUCCAGGCUGAUGGCGCAGAGCGUGGCGGCGAAGGAGGCGAGUAAGAUGAAGAGUCAGUUCUUGGCAAAUAUGUCUCAUGAGAUUCGUACGCCUAUUGCUGGUGUUAUUGGAAUGUCUGAGCUGCUACUGGAUGAUGAGGGUGGUGGGUUGACAAAGGAGCAGCGAGAGUGUGCUGAGAAUAUCCAGCGUAGUGCCAAUGGGCUGCUUACGGUGAUCAACGACAUCCUGGAUUUCUCAAAAGUCGAAAGCGGACGGCUUGAUAUCGAAGAAGUGCAGUUCGACUUGGCUGUGGUCAUUAGAGAUGUCAACAAGAUGUUGAGCUUCGCUGCAGAACGCAAGGGUCUGCAGUAUAUUGCGGACAUACAAGAGAUGACUUCGUGGAAAGUCAUGGGCGAUCCUGGGCGGCUACGGCAGGUCAUGACGAAUCUGCUCACGAACUCGAUCAAGUUCACUUCUGAGGGCAGCGUUACCAUGCGUGUGAGAGUGCAAAAGGAAACGGAUGACGCGGUCGAAGUACAUUUCACGGUCUGUGAUACAGGCAUAGGCAUUGAGGAGGAGGUUAGGAAGCGACUCUUCAAGCCUUUCUCACAAGCAGACAGCUCGACCGCAAGACGAUUCGGCGGUACCGGGUUAGGUCUCACCAUCAGCAAAAACCUGGUGGAGCUGAUGCAAGGUAAGAUCAACCUAGAGUCGAGACUUGGUGUUGGCACGACCGCAACGUUCUGGAUUCGGUUCAAUAAAACACCGUAUCAAAGUGGUGGACCAGUUCCUCUGGGCUCGAUACCCGAUCGGCUGGCAUCCGAGGUCUCUGUCUCGCGCCCUGCCUCCGAGACUGGACCACCUACGCCGACUACACCUGGUAAGUCAUUGGGUCGACGUGAUGGCUCGACAUCUGCCUACAUGAGCGGCUUGUCUCCUUGGCCAGUAGAUGAGCCCUUACCAGAAUUGAACGCCCAGGACCGCAAGAAUUGUCAGGUCUUGGUCGUGGAGGACAACCCCAUCAAUCAGCAAAUUGCUCUCAAGACUGUGGCUAAGCUUGGCUUUCCCGUCAAGGCUGUCUGGAAUGGAGCAGAAUGCCUCCAGUAUCUUCAAGAGCCUGCAUCCGCCGAGUAUCCACGGCCCGACAUUAUCCUUAUGGACGUUCAAAUGCCCAUCUUGGAUGGGUACAGAGCGACGUACACGAUCCGCAAUGGGCAUCAUUUCGUGGCACAGCCUGCGAUACGUAACACGCCAAUCAUAGCAAUGACAGCAUCUGCGAUCCAAGGAGAUCGGGAGAAAUGUCAGAUCGCUGGCAUGGAUGACUACCUCGCCAAGCCGGUCAAGAAGCCGAACCUGGAGCGCAUGCUCGUGAAGUGGGCCAUAGAAGGCAAGCGAAAACGAGCCGAAGCUGCUGCUUCGAAUGUAAUGGGACCGGGCGAUCCGAAGAUCAAACGUCCCACGCCCAACAGGAACAAAUCGUCUUUCAUGUCCGAAGGCUCGACGGUAUCACCACAGGACCAGCUGACUUCCGAGCUAGAUCGACUGGAAACAUACCACCGCAAUGCUCUUGCGCGAUCCUCGGAAGCACCGGACGAUAUUGCCAUCCGGCGGCAGAAAGCAGAAGAGAAAGCCAUUACGUUACGAGAUGACGUUUUGCUCGAGGCUGGCGAGGAUCCAAAGACCAAGACUGGGAAGUCUCAUGGUGGGUCUGAUACUGGCCAUCCUUUGACGACCGAGAAUAUGGAAAAGUUUGGUGGUAGAGCUGCUCCCGUAGCUUCGCUGAGGCGCGACGAGUCUGGCGAUACGGAUAUGGAUAGUCUUGCUGCUACGGCGGGUGAGCAUCGAAGCCAUCUCACCACGCCUGCGCCUUCGGUAUCUAGAGGACCGGGUGAGAUGAAUCGAAGGACGGGCUAA